Molecule: messenger RNA, 618 nt
Organism: Filobasidium floriforme
Lineage: Eukaryota; Fungi; Basidiomycota; Tremellomycetes; Filobasidiales; Filobasidiaceae
Exons: 1
Coding region: 1-618 (205 amino acids)
Molecular function (GO): protein binding
Source: RefSeq, a predicted model, not a curated record
AUGCCGGUACUCAAUCAUGAUGCCGCUCCUCCGCCCGGCUGGCCAGCGGGCGUGACCUACCUCACCCGUUCCCGGCUCUCCCCGACGUUCGAACGAGCUCGACUACCUCUCCUUACCCCGUCGAGCAACGAUUCGGCUGCUUCUUCAAAAGUCGCAGCUUCGUCAAAACAACCUCAAUCUCAACCUUUCCCUAAAGAAUUGAUCAAGAUCAAGAAGAUCACCGAACCUUCUCACCCGGCUUUCGGGCAGCUCGGACUGGUCGCCCUCAAAAAGAUUGAACCGCGUACCAAAGUUCUCAGCUACCUCGGGGUAUAUCAUACCCGCCCACACCCGGAGAGCGACUACGACCUCUCAGUCCUCCGAAUUCGAGACGAAGACUCCACAGAAGUAGACGCUACGAUAGACAUCGCUCUAGACGCAGCCAAGUCUGGCAAUGCAGGGAGGUUCGUCAACGACUACCGCGGGAUCGGGUCGGCUCCGAAUUGUCAAUUCGUAGAAGCCGUCGAUUCGAACGGGUGGAUCGGGAUGGAAGUAUGGACUUUGGGGAAAGGGGUAGGGAAGGGGGAGGAGCUGUUAGUCAGUUAUGGCAAGGGGUGGUGGGCCGGUAGACAAGGGUAG